This is a messenger RNA of Synchiropus splendidus (mandarinfish), 1343 nucleotides long. It is a transcript of the gene mrps5, whose product is annotated as mitochondrial ribosomal protein S5. Gene Ontology annotation, biological process: translation. Bases 16 to 1233 code for a protein of 405 amino acids. The record is from RefSeq and is a predicted model, not a curated record. Lineage: Eukaryota; Metazoa; Chordata; Actinopteri; Syngnathiformes; Callionymidae. The transcript has 12 exons. Gene Ontology annotation, cellular component: ribosome. Gene Ontology annotation, molecular function: structural constituent of ribosome; RNA binding.
ACUCAUAAGUUCAACAUGGCGGCGGCCAUCCGAGUGUGUUGUGCCCUCCGCGUCACUUUCGGAGGUACAGCAUCACUCAGAACAACAGGGGCCGCUGCUCACAUCUCUCAGCUGGCCAGUCGCACUUCAGUUGCAUCUCUUCACAGAAACUCUGCAAUUCCCACGACUCCUGUUACGUCAUGGCAGCAAACGCGUCAUGGAAGCUUCUUCAACAAGUUGACAGCAGAGCAGUUGUGGAAAGGUGUUCUGGCAGAGACGGGGGCCGGAGCCAGGAAGGGCCGAGGCAAGAGGACCAAACGUAAAAUGAAGAAAGAUUUGAACCGCGGGCAGAACAUUGGAGAAGGCCACGGAGGAUUUCUUUGGCCCGGUCUGAACGCCCCACUGGUGAAGGACGGAAACGUUCAGAACAUGAGCCGCAGAGGUGAAGCGGAGCAGCAGGAGGUGCGGGAGGAACUGGAGCGUCAGAGGGAGGAGUGGGACCGCAGGAAGAGAAUGAAGAUCAAGCGUGAGCGAGGCUGGUCGGGCAACUGCUGGGGGGGCAUCAGCCUGGGAGCCCCUGAUCCUGGACCUAACGGAGAAACAUAUGAAGACUUUGAUUCCCGUGUCAUUGAGGUGAAGAGUGUGUUCAACAUGACAGCCAAAGAAGGCCGGAAGAGAUCCAUUAGCUGUUUGGUUGCCGUGGGCAACGGCAAAGGAGCUGCAGGUUUCGCGCUGGGCAAAGCUGCGGACAGAACCACAGCUCUGAGGAAGGCGAAGAACCGAGCCCUCCACUACCUGUACUACAUCGAGCGCUUCGACGACCACACCAUUUAUCACGACAUGGAGUCCAAGUUCAAGCGGACGACGCUCCGCAUGAAGAAGCAGAACAAAGGCUACGGGCUGCACUGCCACCGCGCCGUCAUCACCAUCUGCAAACUCAUCGGCAUCCAGGACCUGUACUGCAAGGUGGAAGGCUCCGUCAACCUGCUCAACAUCACCCGCGCGCUCUUCUGUGGGCUGGCCCGCCAGGAGACGCACCAGACCCUGGCCGACAGGAAGCAGCUGCAUGUGGUGGAGUUCCAGCCUCAGCGCGGCCCGCUGCCCCUGCUGGUGGCCACUCCCACCGCCGGCGCCCGGGAGCGGCCAGAGCCGGAGGACGACGUGCCUGACACCCGCCUGCACUGGGACGACGUGCGGGCCGCGCAGGGAGGCAAGCGCUCGCCCUGGGCCGGAGUCAAGAGGACCAUCUGGUAGGCUGGCUGCGUCUGAGCGCUACCCGGCCGCCCACUCGGGGGGGGGCGGCGGCGUUCAUCCUUUCAUGGUGCAGGUGCUGGACCACAGACUCAUGUAAUAAAAGUCUCUCU